AUGGUUGAAGCGGAUCGCCCGGGGAAGCUUUUCAUCGGCGGGCUCAGCCCCGAAACCGACGAGAAAGCCCUCGACGCCGAGUUUGGCAAGUAUGGCCGCAUCAUCGAGGUGCUCUUGAUGAAAGACCGAGAAACCAGCAAGUCCAGGGGCUUCGCGUUCGUCACCUUCGAAAACCCCGCCGACGCCAAGGCCGCCGCCAGAGACAUGAAUGGCAAGUCCCUGGAUGGUAAGGCCAUCAAGGUGGCCCAGGCCACCAAGCCGGCGUUUGAGAGCGGCCGGCGCGGCCCACUGCCGCUGUCCCGCAGCCGCGGCCGCCGGCGGGCCUACCUGGGCCCCUGGGAGGAGGGCUACUCGCCCAGGGACAGCUACUCGAGCCGAAACUACCCGAGCGCCCGCGACCCUCGAGAUUUCGCGCCGUCGCCCCGAGAGUACACCUACCGCGAUUACGGCCACUCCAGUGCCCGGGACGACUGUCCAUCGAGAGGCUACGGCGACCGAGACGGCUACGGCGGUCGCGACCGUGACUACGCGGAUCAUCCGAGCGGAGGCUCCUAUCGAGACCCCUUUGAGAGCUACGGGGACCCGCGCAGCGUCGCUUCCGCGCGGGGUCCCCCGCCAUCUUACGGCAGCGGAGGCCGCUACGACGAGUACCGUGGCUGCUCGCCCGACGCCUACGGCGGCGGCCGCGACAGUUACAGCAGCGGCCGGAGCGACCGCUACUCGAGGGGCCGCGACCGGGUCGACAGAGCCGAUCGCGGGGUCCCCCCGUCCAUGGAAAGGGGGUGCCCCCCACCUCGCGAUUCUUACAGCCGGUCGGGCCGCAGGGUUCCCAGAGGCGGAGGCCGCCUAGGAAGCCGCUCAGAGAGAGGGGGAGGCCGGAGCAGAUACUAA
Pteropus alecto (black flying fox) is the source of this 891-nucleotide messenger RNA. It is a transcript of the gene RBMXL2, whose product is annotated as RBMX like 2. Gene Ontology annotation, biological process: positive regulation of mRNA splicing, via spliceosome. The transcript is spliced from 2 exons. The record is from RefSeq and is a predicted model, not a curated record. The coding region runs from base 1 to 891 and encodes 296 amino acids. Gene Ontology annotation, cellular component: spliceosomal complex. NCBI's taxonomy places the organism in Eukaryota, Metazoa, Chordata, Mammalia, Chiroptera, Pteropodidae. Gene Ontology annotation, molecular function: RNA binding.